Molecule: messenger RNA, 438 nt
Organism: Hemiscyllium ocellatum (epaulette shark)
Lineage: Eukaryota; Metazoa; Chordata; Chondrichthyes; Orectolobiformes; Hemiscylliidae
Gene: cimip5
Product: chromosome 3 C2orf50 homolog
Exons: 3
Coding region: 1-438 (145 amino acids)
Source: RefSeq, a predicted model, not a curated record
AUGGGGAGCAAGGAGCUGCAGUUCAGCCGAACCACUUCGGCGGGUUACCGGCUGGCAGAAAAACCCAACGCUGGGACCCUCCCUGGCUACGGUAAAGCAGCGGCAGGCAACCGAUCCCAGAGCAAGGACCCUUACCUGGGCACAGUGCAGCAAGACCAAGUGUGGAGAGAGUUCCUCAGAGCUGAAUGGCAGGGACUCAGACAAUGGGAAAAGAACUGGAGUUUUCUGAAAGAUUAUGAUGACAAGGGAAGACUAAAGGUGAGGGAACCACUACCAGAAUACAUUCCUGUGUUCUCUGACAAAGUUCCAAAUACCACAAAUCAGACAUUUGGCAGUAGAAUAGACUCCCAGCUUGGCCAGACAAUAUUAAGGAUGGACUUUGGGCUUCAGAAAGAGAACCGAAAGAAAAAACUGGAUAAUGAGCUUGUCCUAAGUUAA